This is a messenger RNA of Pogona vitticeps (central bearded dragon), 1950 nucleotides long. It is a transcript of the gene OARD1, whose product is annotated as O-acyl-ADP-ribose deacylase 1. Gene Ontology annotation, biological process: peptidyl-glutamate ADP-deribosylation. The record is from RefSeq and is a predicted model, not a curated record. NCBI's taxonomy places the organism in Eukaryota, Metazoa, Chordata, Lepidosauria, Squamata, Agamidae.
GUUUUUCUUUUGGGGGGGAAUUAAACACGGUUUUCAAAACAGGCUUAGAAGGCAGUUAGCAGAAGGAAGGUUUCGCUCUUGGCGUUGUGGGCAGUGUUGUUACUUCCCUGGUUUUCUCACAGACGGCUCUUGCGAGGGAGGGGGUGGCUGGGAGCCGAUGUUGUGUUGUGAAGAUGUCUGAAAGAGUUGCUUUUGGAAGCAGAGUUAGGUGGCGCCCUUUUAAUAAUGUAUUGUUUAACUUUAUCCCCGGACGUUAUAGGCACAUGCAUUGUGUUCAAACCCUUGGGUGCCGGCAUGCAAUAUCGUGAAGAAGAAUAGACCCGCCUGGGGUCAUUUUAAGGAGAAAGGCAGGUCCUUGCAUCUGAAGAAAUCCCGAAAAGGUCUCCCAGGCUAUCAUGGCCAGCACCCAGACUGCAAAAGAAGAAAGGAUUAAGUACAUGCAGGGAGAUCUUUUUACUUGUCCUGGAACAGAUUCCUUGGCUCACUGUAUCAGUGAGGACUGUCACAUGAGUGCUGGCAUAGCUGCAGUUUUUAAGAAGAAGUUUGGUGGUGUUCAGGAGCUCUUAAACCAACAAAAGAAGACUGGAGAUGUGGCUAUUUUGAAGAGGGAUGAUCGAUAUGUGUACUAUCUGAUUACAAAGAGCAAAUACUUUUAUAAACCUACAUAUGACAAUUUACGGAAGAGUUUAGAAGCUAUGAAAAUUCAUUCUUUGAAGAAUGCUGUAACUCGCAUUUCUAUGCCUAAGAUUGGGUGUGGGCUUGACCGCCUGGAUUGGAAUAAAGUUUCAACAAUGCUUGAAGAAGUAUUUGAAGAUACAGAUGUUUACAUUACAGUUUAUACACUUUAAUUCUUAGGUUUUAUUUUCCUGUUCAUUACAUUGUAUACCUGUAAUUGUUUUGACAGUGGAAUACACAAUUGAAUUUUCCUUUCAUCUUCCAGACAGUUCUUACUGUGUGCAGUCAUAGACUAUUUUGCAGAAAAUUAUGGCUUACAUCUUUAGGACUAUUCUGUCUGUCGAGCUAACAUGUCUGUCCUUCUUUUGAUUGAAUCAGUUAGAUUGAUAAACAAAUAUUUGCAUUGCUGUUGGUUAUAGCUGGAUGUUCUGUAUGAUCUUGUUUUUCCAAUUAAAUGUCAAAAUUAUGGUGUUCCGUUGCUCAACUAGUGAAGAUAUAUAUGUGGACAGUUAAAAGAAAUGGCAUUUUCCUUUUUAUUUUUAUGUAAAUAAAAUGCAUUUUCUAAACAUGUGACUUGCAUAUUUAUUUUAAAUAGUACAGUGAUUGUUGCAUACAUGUAGAGGUUUAAAUCCUGAUGUUUGGCAUAAGAAAAUGUUCAACUUUUAGUUUGUUCCUAAUCAGCAAAUAAAAAGUCCCCACUGUGAUCUUUGGGUGGGUGGGGGAGUAUACAUGCAUGUAUCACUCCAGUAUGCACACUAGUCCCCAAAAUUUGCUGCAGGGACUGAAGGUUUCAAAUUUUCUUACACUAAGUAAGCAACAAGAGUUCAGCCAAAGUCCUAUAUAUUCACCUUAUUUCAUUGAUCAAAUCAAUGGAGAAUCCUGUGUAAAAGCUCAGUGUGUAUUUUGGCAUGUGUAUGGAAUUCUGGAUCAGUUCCGUUAGGCCAUUUCCCCCCUGCAGAUCAUAUGUUGCAUAAUUUUACACCUUUCAGGAAAGGAGUGGAUCAAGUGUAACCCUCCACAUGUUGGUCUGCAGCUCCCAGCAUUCUUCACUUGAUGGCUAUGCUGUCCAAGGCUGACGGGAGCUGCAGCCAACAAUAUUUGAAAAGCUAUGUGUACACUAUAUAGAAUGUGAAUUCUGACUUUUGGUUUUUCAGAAUGAUUAAUAUGAGCAGUGGGCAAUUUGUAUGCAUCUACUAUGACAUAAGUAAGUAAUCUGCAAAAUUUCAGGACAGGUACAGUUGUUAAGAGACUUAAAAUAAAUGAAGUUUAGUUUGA